Molecule: messenger RNA, 4341 nt
Organism: Myotis davidii
Lineage: Eukaryota; Metazoa; Chordata; Mammalia; Chiroptera; Vespertilionidae
Gene: A2ML1
Product: alpha-2-macroglobulin-like 1
Exons: 32
Coding region: 10-3912 (1300 amino acids)
Cellular component (GO): extracellular region
Molecular function (GO): endopeptidase inhibitor activity
Source: RefSeq, a predicted model, not a curated record
GGGGCUUCAAUGGUAGCUCCACUCCCAGCCUGGGGAGUUAAAAUAUAUGCUCCGGACGGGGAGCAGACCUCAUCUGCGUUACCCACAACAAUGUGGGCUCAAGUCCUGCUGGGAAUAUUGGCUCUAUCACCAGCGAUUGCAGAACAACUCCUUCCAAACUACCUGGUGACAUUACCAGCCCAACUUCACUUUCCCUCUACUCAGAAGGUUUGUUUGGAUCUGAGCCCUGGGUACUAUGAUGUAAAAUUCACGGUUACUCUGGAGACCAAGAACAAGGCCCAGAAGUUGCUAGAACACCGUGGAAUGAGGAAGAGGCACUUACACUGCAUGUCCUUUUUGGUACCGCCUCCUGCAGGUGGAACAGAAGAAGUGGCUACAGUCCGGGUGUCAGGAACUGGAAAUAACAUCAGCUUUGAGGAAAAGAAAACGGUUUUAAUUCAGAGGCAGGGGCAUGGCACCUUUGUGCAAACUGACAAACCCAUCUACAAGCCGGGGCAGCGAGUGCACUUCCGCAUCGUCACCCUGGACAGCAACUUUGUUCCAGUGAAUGACAAGUAUUCUAUGGUGGAACUGCAGGAUCCAAAUAACAACAGGAUUGCACAGUGGCUGGAAGUGGUGCCCGAGCAAGGCAUUGUGCAGCUAUCCUUCCAACUGGCACCAGAGGCAACGCUGGGCACCUACACAGUGGCAGUGGCUGAGGGCAAGACCUUCGGCACCUUCAGUGUGGAAGAAUAUGUGCUGCCUAAGUUCAAGGUGGAAGUGGUCGAGCCCAGGCAGUUAUCAACCAUGGAGGAAUCUUUCUUAGUAAAAAUUUGUUGUAGGUACACCUAUGGAAAACCUAUGCUAGGGGCAGUGCAAGUAUCAGUGUGUCAAAAGGCACAUAACUACUGGUUUGGAGAGGCAGAAAGGAAACAGCUACCUGACAAGUGCAGGAACCUCUCUGGACAGACGGACAAAGCAGGAUGCUUCUCAGCUUCUGUGCACAUGUCCACCUUCAACCUCACUGGCUAUAUGUACAGACACAGCAUCAAUAUUGUGACUACUGUGGUGGAGGAAGGGACAGGCGUGGAGGCCAAUGGCACUCAGGAAAUCUACAUUUCUUCACAAAUAGGAUCAAUGACCUUUGAAGACACCAAUAAUUAUUAUUACCCCAAUUUUCCCUUCAGUGGGAAGAUAAGAGUUAGGGGCCAUGAUGGGUCCCUUCUCAAGAAUCAUGAAGUGUUUCUGAUGAUUUCGGGCAUAAAUGCAACCAUCAACCACACCUUAGUUACUGACAACGAAGGCCUCGCUUCCUUCAAGCUGGAUACGGUUCAUUGGAAUGGGACAGACAUUUCUCUGCAGGGCAGGUUCCAAAAGGAAGAUUCAGUAUAUAAUCCAGAACAGGUGCCUCGAUACUAUCAGGAUGCCUACCUGCACCUGCAACCCUUCUACAAUACAACACACAGCUUCCUCAGAAUCAACCGGCUAAAUGGCACCUUGCAAUGUGGGCAGCCCCAGGAAGUGCUGGUGGAGUAUGACAUUAAUCCAGCUGAUGCAAACCCUGACCAGGAAAUCACCUUCUCCUACUAUUUAAUAGGGAAAGGACGUUUGGAGAUGGAGGGGCAGAAACACAUGAACUCCAAAAAGAAAGGACUGAAAGGCUCCUUCUCUCUCUCACUGACCAUCAAUUCCAGGCUUGCCCCUGAUGCUUCUUUGGUGGUCUAUGCCAUUUUCUCCAGUGGAGGUGUUAUAGCUGACAAAAUUCAGUUCUCAGUAGAGAUGUGCUUUGACAAUAAGGUUUCCCUUGGCUUCUCACCUUCCCAGCAGCUUCCAGGAUCAGAUGUGGACCUACAGCUGCAGGCAGCUCCAGGGUCCCUUUGUGCCAUCCGAGCUGUGGAUGAGAGUGUCUUACUACUUAGGCCAGAGAGAGAGCUGAGUAACCACUCUGUCUAUGGGAUGUUCCCAUUCUGGUAUGGUUACUACCCCUAUCAGGUGGAUGAAUAUGAUGAGUGUCCAGUGUCUGGCCCAACGGACCUUCCUCAGAGCAGGCGUUCGGUUAUGCCGAGAUAUUGGUUCUCUAGAGGCAUGGACCUUUUCAGGUUUUUUCAGAACAUGGGACUGAAAAUACUGUCCAACGCCAAAGUCAAGAAGCCAGUUGACUGCAGUCACCAUUCUCCAGAAUAUGGUAGAGUAAUUGGUGGAAGCUCCUUAGAAAGUGAUCGUAAUACUCCACUGGCUUUUGGGUCCUCAUCUUCAUCAAUUCCAUCAGAGGAUUCUCAGGUUCGCCAGUACUUCCCAGAGACGUGGCUCUGGGAUCUGCUUCCUAUUGGUAACUCGGGGAAGGAGGCCGUCCACCUCACUGUUCCUGAUACCAUCACCAAGUGGAAGGCCAUGACUUUUUGUACCUCCCAGUCCAGUGGCUUUGGUCUUUCACCCACUGUUGGACUAACUGCAUUCAAGCCAUUCUUUGUAGAUCUGACUCUCCCUUACUCAGUAGUUCGUGGGGAAUCCUUUCGUCUUACUGCCACCAUCUUCAAUUAUCUAAAGGAUUGCAUCACGGUUCAGACAAACCUGGCCAACUCAGAGGAGUACCGGGUGGAAUCACGGACAGAUUCUCACGCUUCCAGCUGUCUCUGUGCUGAUGAAGCGAAAACCUAUCACUGGACUAUCACAGCCAUCAGACUGGGUCAUGUGAACUUUACUAUCAGUACUAAGAUUCUGGACAGCAACGAACUCUGUGGGGGCCAGAAAGGGUUUGUUCCAGCAAAGGGCGGGAGCGACACACUCAUCAAACCAGUUCUGGUCAAGAUAGAACUAUGGCACCCUCACCUAGAAAUCCCCCUUCAUGCCAUGCUUCCCUCUUUACCCAAUAGGCUGACAGCCUUUGUCACCAAAUGCUUUGGCCAAGCUCGGGAAUUCAUCUUCAUUGAUGACAAGAACAUCCAGGAUGCUCUCAAGUGGAUGGCGGGAAAUCAGCUCCCCAGCGGCUGCUAUGCCAAUGUGGGAAAGCUUAUGCACACAGCUAUGAAGGUACAGAUCUGCCCAGGCCCUGACCCAAUGGUGAGUCGGGGACUGCAGUGUCUCAGGAAUUCUGUCUCCUCCACCACCAACCUCUACACACUGGCCCUACUAGCUUAUACUUUCUCUCUGGCUGGGGCGAUGGACAUCAGAGACGUUCUUCUGGAACAGUUAGAGCAGCAGGCUAUCAUCUCAGGAGAGUCCAUUCACUGGAGCCAAAAACCUACUCAGCCAUCGGAUGCCAGUCCUUGGUCUAAGAUGGAGGCUGUAGAUGUGGAACUAACGGCAUAUGUAUUGCUGGCUUGGCUUAGCAAAGCCAAUCUGACUCAAGUAAAGAGGACAUGUAUAAGUAUGGAUAAAUUUUAUAUUAAAUCAGAAAGCCAGUUAUGGGGGCUAAAGAUUAAUCUGUUACUUGGUGUAUGGGAUGAUUUAGAGGUGGGAAAUACUGGAUUUGAAGAGAUCAAGAGGUUAUUUAGAUUAAGGACGGUGCUGAGAUACAAUAUUUUCCCUCCUAAAAAUGUGGAGACCUUUAGUCUUAGUGUGGAAAUGGGAAAAGCUAGAUGUGAUCAACCAACUUCACCUCGAUCCUUGACUCUCACUAUCCGCACAAGUUAUGUGGGCAGUCGCAGCUCUUCCAAUAUGGCCAUUGUGGAAGUGAAGAUGCUUUCUGGGUUCAAUCCCAUGGAGGGCACCGAUCAGUUACUUCUCCAGCAACCACUGGUAAAGAAGAUUGAAUCUGGAACUGACACACUUAACAUUUACUUGGAAGAGCUCAGUAAGAAGACUCAGACCUAUACCUUCACCAUCAGCCAAAGUGUGUUAGUCACCAACCUGAAACCAGCAACGAUCAGAGUCUAUGAUUACUACCUACCAGAUGAACAAGCAAUAAUUCAGUAUUCUGAUCCCUGUGAAUGAGGACAGAAGUUGGGAAGAAACUGCAUCAAUCCCCUGUGACAUUAUUGGACAGCAUUCUUCUACCUCCUAAAGCAGAACUCAUUCCAUCAGAUAAUUGGAUUUCUCUGAUUGUCUAGUGAGUGGGUAACAGAUGAGCCCGCCUAGAGCCCAGCUACUUCUGACUACUUCACAGAUACUUAUAUGCCAAAAUAAAGGGUUGGGGGAGAAGGGCUAGGAAUGGUCACAGGAAAUAGCAAUCACAGAGGAAAGAUUGUUGGGGGAGAUGUGGUUUAGCCAGUUAGGGGACGCUCCAGAGAGGAGAUGGUGGUAGAGAGUGGUACAGGGAGGAUAAGGAUGUCUUCCUAGAGGUGAAAUCUAAGGGAAGAUGUAAUUUAGGGCUUUGGGAGUAGACUAAAUAAAUAAAUAAAUCUUCUUUUCUUGAAAAGAAAA